CAUCAAAUAUUUUUUAUGACACCAUCAAAUACGUCAUCAAGUAUAAUAUCCACAGGGCACGAAGGGGUUCGUGACCUCAUCAAGUUUGACGUCACUGACGGUUUCAACCCUCUCAUCGACCGCUACUUUUACGUCAACGUCGCUUUUAUGGACAUGUUGUUUCCUGACGUCAUAAAUAAGGGGGUGACGUUGAAAGAAGGGGGAAGAGUUACAUUAACUACAGAUAUUCUCAGCACUGCUGAUUUAAACAGCGCCGAUGAAAACCUUGCGUUCAGCAUAGCUCAAGAACCGUCACGUGGUCAUUUAGAAUCCAGUGAUCGACCCGGUGUUCCGAUCACUGCGUUUACACAGCUUGACUUAGCAGGUAACAAGGUCCAAUACGUCCACACCGGUGACGACGAAGUAAAGAUGGACAGCUUCGAGUUCGAGGUAACCGACGGUUUCAAUCCGGUCUACAGAACCUUCAGGGUGUCCAUAGCCGACGUCGACAACAAGAAACCGAUCGUUACGAUUGUCGGCAUCCGUGUUAAAGAGGGGUCGACCAAACUUAUCACCCCUUUUGAACUGAAAGUCGAGGAUUACGACACAGUAGAUGCAUUGUUACGUGUUCACAUCACCCAAGCUCCCGUCCAUGGGCGGAUAUUGUUAAACGAAGUCACAGAAGUUCGGGAGUUUACCAUGGACGACUUGAACGAAAACCGAGUGUCGUAUUCUCAUGACGGAUCGGAAACUGUGGCCGAUUCAUUCUCGUUUACUGUAACUGAUGGAACGCAUGAGGAUUUUUACGUCUUCCCCUCAACCGUGGAUAGCACAGACCAACCACAGCGAAUGGAUAUUGAGAUCGUUCCUGUGGACAACGGGGUACCUCAGAUGUUGGUGAAUAGAGGAGCGCCAACUGUGCGGGAACUGCCAAGCGGCGAUCGUGGAUUCAGAAUCACCAAAAAGUCGCUCAGCGCUGACGACAGAGAUUCUGACGUCAGUUUACUUACAUACGUCAUCACGAAACCACUGGAGCAUGGAAAUAUCGUCAACGUUUUAAACGAGACGGGUCCCAUCGAAACAUUCACUCAAGGAGACAUUGACGCGAUGGCUAUUUAUUACAUCUUGGAUUCCGACACGAACGCUACGAGCGAUUCAUUCACUUUCAAAGUUCAAGAUCAAGGUGGAAACGAACUCACGAACCAGAAGUUCCGUUUCAACUGGGCAUUCAUCUCGCUCGAGAGCACCACCUACCGGAUCGGUGAAACGGACAAAGAGCUUGUGGUGGAGUUGGUUAGAAGGGGUUAUCUCGGUGAAACGGCGUUCGUAGGUAUUGGGACUCGGGAUGGUAGCGCGAAAUCUUCCGAAGAUUUCCGAGUUCGCUCGGCAAGUCAAGUCCAGUUUAACCCGGGUCAAACCAGGGCGACAUGGAAAGUUCAAAUAUUACAGGACGAGAAAUACGAAGAAUCUGAACACUUCUACAUCGAACUGAGUGAACCAGUGAUGGCGAUCCUGGAACACCCGAGCAACGUCACAAUCACCAUCACCGAUGCAGAAGACGAGUCGACCGUCUUCAUCCCCCUUGCAAAAUACGUGGUAGCGGAAGACAGCGGUGAACUUAUGAUCCCUGUGCGUAGGUCUGGUGACGUCACUAAUGAACUAAUGGUCAUUUGUUAUACAGAACCAGACACGGCCACAGGAACCAUCCCAACCAAAGUUCUCUCUUAUUCCGAUUACAUUAGUCGAUCCGAAGACCACAACAGUCUUAUCACAUUUGAACGCGGGGAAACGGAGAAGUUUUGCCGCAUCGUUAUAAUAGACGAUUCGCUUUACGAGGAGGAUGAAGCUUUCAGUGUAAAACUUGUGUCGCCAAUGGGGGGAAGGCUGGGCAACUUCUCUACAUCUGAGAUUGUUAUAUCUGCUGAUGAGAAUGACGAGCCGUUGUUCUACUUCGAUAGCGCCACCUAUACAGUGGAUGAAGGUGCUGGUCACGUGGACGUGCGUGUGUGGCGAACCGGAACCGAUUUGUCGCAAACUGCCUCCAUUACUGUUCAAUCAAAAAAGAGCAACCCGGAGUCAGCCAGAGCGAACGAGGAUUACGUUGGGAUCAGCCAAACUCUUGAAUUUGCACCCGGUAUCACCAUGCAGACUGUGAGUGUGGUGAUACUUGAUGAUCUUGGUAACCCAGUAUUGGAAGGCGAAGAAACAUUCGAUCUCGUUCUUCGGAUGCCAAUGGGAGCAAUCCUUGGUGAUCCUCAAGUCACCCAAGUCACCAUCAACGACACCGAGUCCGAUCUUCCAAUUAUGGAGUUCGCUGAGGCAACUUAUGAAGUGAAUGAAAUCGAUGGAUCCUUGUCAGCUGUCAUCCUGCGCUCUGGCGACCUCUCGCAGUCAUCCAGUGUUAGAUGUUACACCCGCCAGGCGACAGCAGAGGUCAUGAUGGAUUACGCUGAGCGGCCGAACACUGACGCGUCUAUUGUUCGUUUCGAACCAGGGCAAACCGAGGCCCGAUGUGCUGUAGUAAUAGAAGACGACGCGAUCCACGAGGAACCAGAACAAUUCCGUCUUGUGCUUGGCUCCCCCAUCAGCGAUAUUGCCGGUGAAGCCAGGGUUGGAGACAAAAGCGAAACUUUGAUCAAAAUCAACGACGACGCGGAUCGGUCCAUCAUCGAGUUCCCGACCACGACAUUCGAGGUGACUGAACCCGCAACUGAGGACAACGUAACAAUAAUACGUAUUCCUGUCAUACGGAAAGGCGACACGACAAAAACAUCGUCCGUCAGAUUCUUCACAAAGGAUGGUAACGCGCGGUCAAGUGAAGACUACAAUCCUGUCAGCAAAGAGCUUCUGUUCGAACCUGGUGUCGACGAACACGUGGUGGAGAUAGAGAUCCUUUACGACGACGAGAAAGAAAUUCGUGAAUCUUUCACCGUGAGGAUCGAUCCCGAUGUAAACAUGGAAGCUCAACUUGGGAACCACAAAGCCAUCAUAUACAUCAACCAACAACGUAUACUUGCUGACGUAACUUUCCCUUCCGUACCUUCGGUUAUUUCACUUCUUGACUACGAUGACAUGGCCGGUGCGACAGGACAACCUUCACCGGGAUACCCAGUCAUUUGUGUCUCGCCAUGCAACCCGAAACACAGCAAUUACAGAGAAGUCUCUUCCAUUUGUGACAGUGAAGGAUUGGACGAUUCGGCAACAAAAUUCAGGUGGCUUGUGGCUGCUCCUAGUGGCGAUGAUGGCGUCACUCAACCCCUCCGCGAGGUGGCGCAAAGGACCUUUUUUACCGACGUCAAUAGAAUUACGUUGGAUAGCAUUUACUUCAAACCAGGGAGUCGAAUCUCAUGCGUGGCUCGCGCAGUUACGAUAGAAGGAGACGUUGGUCUUGAAUCUACGUCACAACCUAUUACAGUGAGUGACGACAGCGAAGUAUGUCCGCCACGUUUCCCCAACUCUGUUGGAGCGGAACCUUUCUCUGCAAAGAUCCGAUACACUGGCCCUACUGACCCAACCCACCCCAACCUUAUCAAAGUAACUGUGACAAUGCCGCACCGAGACGGAAUGUUACCAGCCAUCAGCACGCGACAACUCACCAACUUUGAGUUCACGUUAAGUCAAGAUGGUACAAGGGUGGGGAACCAUAGGUGUUCCAACAUAAUCAACUACAACGAGAUAGCCACACAGUAUGGUUUCCUCAGUGAAGCAACCCGUAACCCCAACGUUAUUGGAGAGACUUACCCCUACCAAUAUAAUACAGAGUUACGAGGGAAUAACACACUGAGGUUUUAUAGAAACCUGAACCUUGAGGCUUGCUUAUGGGAGUUCACCACCUACUAUGAUAUGUCAGAGCUUCUCAGCGAGUGUGGGGGAAAUAUUGGGACAGACGGACAGGUGUUAGAUCUGGUCCAAUCCUACGUUUCCCUCCGUGUUCCUCUCUUCGUAUCGUACGUCUACCAUUCCCCCAUCGAUACUGCAUGGUUGCAUUCCGAUCAACAAACCGAACUCCGUCUCACGUUUGUUUAUGACACUGCCAUCUUGUGGGAGAAGGGAAUUGGGACUCCCCCUGAAGCGGAACUACAAGGAUACCUUUACCCCACAAGCAUGAGGAUUCGUGACGAUGGUCGCUUGGUUGUCAACUUCCGCACGGAGGCGAGAUUCCGAGGUCAGUUCGUUGCCAGCCACCCCAGCUCGGACAAUGUUGCCAUGGUAAUGAGUGCGUCACAUCCGGAGUUACAGAUGACCUUGAAUAACCUCCGGAAUGAAGCGACAUAUAAUAACCCCGAGCAGAAAUGGUCGUUCGUGUCAGAUUAUGCAGUUCGUGAUUAUUCUGGCACGUACACGAUCAAGUUGAUUCCGUGCACAACAACGGCUGAUCAAUCAUAUGACGUUCCUAUCGUGUGCAAUCCACGUGAACCGUUGUCGUUCGAGAUGGACAUCAGGUUCCAACAGGUGAGUUACCCCGUGGCCGCCGAGUUCAGUCUUAACACCGACUUCUUCCUCCUGAGCAAGAAAUCACUUUAUUUGAGCGAUGGCUCGAUGGGGUUUGCCGAAGACAGCGACGUCGCUUUUGUUGAAGGAGCUGAAAUCUACGGACGUGUGUUGGUGGACCCGGUUCAAAACCUCGGUGAUUCCUUCGACGCUCAUAUUGAGAAGGUUUUCAUCUGCAGUGGGAGAGACGGUUACGUUCCCAAAUACAAUCCUACGAAUGGUGAAUACGGGUGCCUUGCAGAUGCGCCGAACCUCAGGAAUAGAUUCAAAGUCCUGGACAAGGAACAGCCCGACACGCAAGACACCGAAGCCAACAAUGUUCCUUUCAACGCCAAACUCGCCAUCGACGACAACGAAGCUUUGCAGAUAGUCAGGCAAGCUGGCACCGAUGGUUUUCGAAUGGAUUCCGCUCCAUUGUUUUCGGUUACAGUUGGUCGGGAAUGGUACAUGCAUACUAUAUACACAGUGAAGGGAACGGAUAAUCGAAAGAAGCGAUCCAACAUUCAUACUUAUCAUUCACUCGUCCGUUCAUCACAUAGCAGGCAACGAAGAGCUGCUGCGGAGAUUGCCGACACCAUCGGGGAAGAGAAAGACAGAGGAACCCAGAUGAUGCACGUUAAACUAGAUCGAGCAAGUCCGCCAGUACUUAGGGAUAACUCACGGAGACCGUCUGGGGUGACAACAACAGAUAGCAAAGCUGGUGGCUUCCCAUUGCUGGCUGUGAUUAUAGGGGGAGUCUCGCUUCUCGUUGUUGUUGUGAUGGUGGUCGGGGUUGUUUUGUAUAAACGGCGGGGACCAAGUGAAGCAACUCCCGCCGCCGCUGCCGCAAAGACUCGUUACACUGGAGGUAAACAUAUAGUGACGAAAAAGAGUGGAUCCGGUACGAAAUCAGCGGUGGUGGCCGGAGCAACAAGCAGUAGCGGUUACAGUAGCUCCGACGGCUCCGAAGUUUGAUUUCCAAUGAACUAGAAUAGGAAAUGACAGAAGUUUCAACCUGCCUUUCAAUUCGCCUAAAAAUCUGUAAAAAUCUAAGCUUCAAAAGCCGCGUGUUUCAUACAAAACUUGACCGCUAUCUACCUGCGAGCAUGUUGCUAUUUAUUGACGAAGACAGAGAAUCCGAAGUAUUAUAAAGUUUUGUAUUUUUGACGAGACUGCACCGUUAUGUACCAAGUACAACGGGCGGCCUUAUAGAAUUUGUAAAUCGCUGCUUUGAACCCACAGCGAUGAAUACGUCAGCAUAAAGUGAACAUUUUUUAUGGCCCUGUGAUUUUGCAACUCGUUGUCAACUGAAUUAUUGUUAGUGGUAAAUUAUUGAGUGUCGACCCUGGAGGUCGAGUUCGCUGUUCGCUUCGAAAUGCCGUGCAAGCCGAAGGUACGCGGUGAGAUCGCCCCUUAUUAACCCAAAGGUUCGAUAAAUGACCCGUAAACUUUAUUGCACUAAUGUACAGUCGUAUUUUCUCAUGUAGAAAUGUCCGCGACUUUAGUUUCUUUACAGCACUGUCGUGUUCCACUGACGAUGCUGUUUAACACUUGUAGAGAUACUCAAAGAUACUACCCCCCCCCCCCCCCCCUCCCCUUUAAAUGAUCUAACAAGAAAAGUGUACGUCGGCCUGUAUUUUACCUGUUUCUGCGCCCACUGGGUCUGUUUUUUAGUAUUAUUCUACUGUUUGUGCAAAACGCUUGCUGCACAGUCACAAAACUUUGCGUUUUUUACUUCUAUUAAAUUUAAAACCGUGCUUCAACAUACUAACUGCUAACGUUGCCAGCGUAUUAACAACCUUCGCUUAACUUCCGUAUUUAAAGCUUCACUCAAACUUGUAUGAAACAAUCUCUUUUUUAAACCUCCGAAUUUUUGUUCAAAAACAUCUAACUUAGUUAAAACUUAGACGUGACUAAACUUUCCUAUUAACUUUGGGAUGACAUUAUAAUUGAUAUUGAGCAAACAAUAAAUCGAUCACAGUACUGUUA
This is a messenger RNA of Ciona intestinalis (vase tunicate), 6438 nucleotides long. Lineage: Eukaryota; Metazoa; Chordata; Ascidiacea; Phlebobranchia; Cionidae. The record is from RefSeq and is a predicted model, not a curated record.